Molecule: messenger RNA, 2843 nt
Organism: Lipotes vexillifer (Yangtze River dolphin)
Lineage: Eukaryota; Metazoa; Chordata; Mammalia; Artiodactyla; Lipotidae
Gene: AKT3
Product: AKT serine/threonine kinase 3
Exons: 13
Coding region: 42-1481 (479 amino acids)
Biological process (GO): protein phosphorylation
Molecular function (GO): protein serine/threonine kinase activity; ATP binding
Source: RefSeq, a predicted model, not a curated record
AGUACCUUUUCUCCAAGUUGGGGGCUCAGAGGGGCGCCAUCAUGAGCGAUGUUACCAUUGUGAAAGAAGGUUGGGUUCAGAAGAGGGGAGAAUAUAUAAAAAACUGGAGGCCAAGAUAUUUCCUUUUGAAGACAGAUGGCUCAUUCAUAGGAUAUAAAGAGAAACCCCAAGAUGUGGAUUUACCUUAUCCCCUCAACAACUUUUCAGUAGCAAAAUGCCAGUUAAUGAAAACAGAACGACCAAAGCCAAACACAUUUAUUAUCAGAUGUCUCCAGUGGACCACUGUUAUAGAGAGAACAUUUCAUGUAGACACUCCAGAGGAAAGGGAAGAAUGGACAGAAGCUAUCCAGGCUGUAGCAGACAGACUCCAGAGGCAAGAAGAGGAGAGAAUGAAUUGUAGUCCAACUUCACAAAUUGAUAAUAUAGGAGAGGAAGAGAUGGAUGCUUCUACAACCCAUCAUAAAAGAAAGACAAUGAAUGAUUUUGACUAUUUGAAACUACUAGGUAAAGGCACUUUUGGGAAAGUUAUUUUGGUUCGAGAGAAAGCAAGUGGAAAAUACUAUGCUAUGAAGAUUCUGAAGAAAGAAGUUAUUAUUGCCAAGGAUGAAGUGGCACACACUUUAACUGAAAGCAGAGUAUUAAAGAACACUAGACAUCCCUUUUUAACAUCCUUGAAAUAUUCCUUCCAGACAAAAGACCGUUUGUGUUUUGUGAUGGAAUAUGUUAAUGGGGGAGAGCUGUUUUUCCAUUUGUCGAGAGAGAGGGUGUUCUCUGAGGACCGCACACGUUUCUAUGGUGCAGAAAUUGUCUCUGCCUUGGACUAUCUACACUCCGGAAAGAUUGUGUACCGUGAUCUCAAGUUGGAGAAUUUGAUGCUGGAUAAAGAUGGCCACAUAAAAAUUACAGAUUUUGGACUUUGCAAAGAAGGGAUCACAGAUGCAGCCACCAUGAAGACGUUCUGUGGUACACCAGAAUAUCUGGCACCAGAGGUGUUAGAAGAUAAUGACUAUGGCCGAGCCGUGGAUUGGUGGGGCCUUGGGGUUGUCAUGUAUGAAAUGAUGUGCGGGAGGUUACCUUUCUACAACCAGGAUCAUGAGAAACUUUUUGAACUAAUUCUAAUGGAAGACAUUAAAUUUCCUCGAACACUCUCUUCAGAUGCAAAAUCAUUGCUUUCAGGGCUCUUGAUAAAGGAUCCAAAUAAACGCCUUGGUGGAGGACCAGAUGAUGCGAAAGAAAUUAUGAGACACAGUUUCUUUUCUGGAGUAAACUGGCAAGAUGUGUAUGAUAAAAAGCUUGUACCUCCUUUUAAGCCUCAAGUAACAUCUGAGACAGAUACCAGAUACUUUGAUGAAGAAUUUACAGCUCAGACUAUUACAAUAACACCACCUGAAAAGUAUGAUGAGGACGGUAUGGACUGCACGGACAGUGAGAGGCGGCCGCACUUCCCUCAGUUUUCCUACUCUGCAAGCGGACGAGAAUAAGUCUCUUCUGCUACUUCACUGUCAUCUUAGAUUUAUUACUGAAAAUGAUUCCUGGACAUCACAGCAGUCCUAGCUCUUACAAAGGCAGGAGCACCUUCAGACAUCCCAGACCAGUCCAAGGUCUUCACCCCUCGCCGCCUUUCACCCACAUGAGAACACACAUAUAUGCAGACAUACUCGACUUUUGUUUUUGCAUGAAAUUGUAUCUCAGUCUAAGGUCUCAUGCUGUUGCUGCUACUGUCUUACUAUUAUAGCAACUUUAAGAGGUAAUUUUACAAUCUUUGGAAGUCAUGAGCCCACCAUUGUUCAUUUGUGCACCAACUGUCAUCUUUUGCUCUUUUAAUUUUUGUUUUUCCCUAACAGUGAAGGCUAAAUGAUUCUAGGUAUAUUAUUUAACUUUCUAGAUGAUAAAUCAAAAACUAAUUAGACUAAGAAGAUUUAGUUUAUAAUUCAGAACAAGCAAUUGUGGAAGCGUGGUGAUGUGCAUAUGCAAAGUUUUAGUAAAGCAUAUCAGAUCAGUGCGUAAAAUAGGUAUGUAUCAGUAAGAUCCGACUGGAAUUCAUUAGGAAGCAUUUGAGAGAAGGAAUGAACAACUAUUAAGAUAGAUAUAUACAUUUAUAGAUUUAAAUUCUUAUUCGAUACUGCAGAGGAAGCCUGGUAUUACAUGUGGAUGUCCAGAUUUCACAGGCAGUUGUUGGCAAAGGAACAUUGUUCUACCAAGGAAGGAAGCAUAUGCACAGCAGAGUAGGUCACUUAAAGGGUCUAUGAUAUGAUUUGCACCAGAGAGCGUUUUAUUUCCCCUGUUCUUGGAAACCUUUUUCCCUUCUUGAUAUUAUCACCUCUGAUGGCUGAAGAAUGUAGACAGGUGUAAUGAUCCUGCUUUUCACCAAAAUUUGUACACCAAGGUAAACAGGUGUUUGCCUUAUUUGUUUUAAUUUUUUACUUUCAGUUCUACGUGAAUUAGCUUUUUCUCGGAUGUUAAAACUUUGAAUGUCCUUUUAUGAUUUUGUUUAUGUUGCAGUAGUAUUUAUUUUUUAGUGAUGAGAAUUGUAUGUCAUGUUAGCAAAUGCAGCUCCAACUUAACAUAAAACAGACUUACUGCAGUUUCUUUUGACCCAUGUGCAAGGAAUGUACACGCCGAUGAGAGUCAUGCACUUUUUCUCCUAUGUAAAAAAAAAAAUUUGAUGAGGCUCUGAAAUUGUACAUAUAGAUUAGAAUUUGGCUUUAGGAGAAGAGAUGCUGUCAUUUAACCCCUUGGUGCUAAAAAUGAGAAAUCCCCAACUAUCCAUGCCAAGGGGUUGAAACAAAUGGAUGUUAUAUUUGCUCUUUUGAGAAUUGAAAUAUUAUGAUGGCCUGGCAACA